This is a messenger RNA of Fusarium verticillioides 7600, 357 nucleotides long. RefSeq lists its product as hypothetical. The record is from RefSeq and is a predicted model, not a curated record. NCBI's taxonomy places the organism in Eukaryota, Fungi, Ascomycota, Sordariomycetes, Hypocreales, Nectriaceae. The transcript has 4 exons. Bases 1 to 357 code for a protein of 118 amino acids.
AUGUCUCCAGGUCCCGAGUUUCACUUCCUCCCCCAGUCCCGUAACUUACUUACCUCCGUAGCUGUUAUAAGUUUUAUUACUCAUUUUGGGUACUUGCGACUCCCGCUGAAAGGACUCUUGCCAGUUCUGGAGAAGGACUACAAGUGGAAGGCCUGGGCUUUCAAGUCUAUCAACGUUACGCCUGCCGAAUUCGAAAUGGACUUGAGUGCGACCCCUUUCUCUCUCGAUCAGCGAUAUCUGGCCCCCGGCGAUGAAACAUUUUCGACUUAUUGGGUGCCCGUUGAUCAACAUGUGGCCGCCUUCACUUGGAGAGCUUUGGGGAAAAUGGCGAUUAUCGAUCGGGUCUUGGAAUGCUGA